CCGGAUACAAUCAUACGGUUAAUCCGUUCAGGAAUACAAAUAUUUGAUAGUUCAAUAUGUACAUUGUUGACCAAUAGAGGUCGUGCAUUGCCAUCACCAUUAAUUUCGAAUGUUGAACCAAAAUUAUUAUUCGAACGAUCAACAACCGAAACAAUCGACGACGACGACGAUCCAAAUCCAUCGAUAAUCCUGGAUUUGAAUAAUAUUUCCUUUAAAAAUAGUGAUAGAUUAAUAAGUAACAAAUGUAAAUGUUAUACAUGUAACAAUGGUUUUACACGUUCAUAUAUUAAUCAUUUAUUGAAACGUAAUGAAAUUAAUUCCAGAAUUUUAUUACAAAUUCAUAAUCAUUAUGUUUUAACGGAAUUUUUUAAACGAAUUCGUUUGAUAAUUAUUGAUGGAUGCUUUGAUCAAUUACUAGUCAAUAGUAAUGUUUUGGAUGAUAAAUUUAGUCAACCACAACCACCAUCAUCAACAACCAUGACAUCAUUACCGAACGGCAAAUAAAUUCAAUUAUCAUCAAAAAC
This is a messenger RNA of Dermatophagoides pteronyssinus (European house dust mite), 524 nucleotides long. RefSeq names its product queuine tRNA-ribosyltransferase accessory subunit 2. Lineage: Eukaryota; Metazoa; Arthropoda; Arachnida; Sarcoptiformes; Pyroglyphidae. The record is from RefSeq and is a predicted model, not a curated record.